This is a messenger RNA of Meriones unguiculatus (Mongolian gerbil), 3428 nucleotides long. It is a transcript of the gene Skap2, whose product is annotated as src kinase associated phosphoprotein 2. Gene Ontology annotation, cellular component: cytoplasm; plasma membrane. The transcript is spliced from 13 exons. Gene Ontology annotation, molecular function: protein binding. The record is from RefSeq and is a predicted model, not a curated record. NCBI's taxonomy places the organism in Eukaryota, Metazoa, Chordata, Mammalia, Rodentia, Muridae. The coding region runs from base 166 to 1242 and encodes 358 amino acids.
UCCGCCCCUUUCUCGCGGGCAGGGCAGAGCCCGGCCGUCCAGCGACCGCUGGCUAAAGAGCCAGUGACUUCCUUGUUGUGAGUGUCGGCCUGGCCGUGUCCGGAGUCGCAGCCCCACGGUGCUCACCCGGAAGCCCCGGCGUGAGUCGAGCUCCAAGCCACAACCAUGCCCAACCCCAGCAGCACCUCCGCUCCCGGCCCGCUCCCGGAGGAAAUUAGGAACCUGUUGGCAGAUGUUGAAACAUUUGUAGCAGAUACACUGAAAGGGGAAAAUUUAUCCAAGAAAGCAAAGGAAAAGAGAGACUCUCUCAUUAAGAAGAUAAAAGAUGUAAAGUCUGUCUAUCUUCAGGAAUUUCAAGACAAAGGUGAUGCCGAGGAGGGGGAUGAAUACGACGAUCCCUUUUCUGGACCUGCAGACACUAUUUCCUUAGCCUCAGAACGCUACGAUAAAGAUGAUGAUGGCCCAUCUGAUGGAAACCAGUUCCCUCCGAUUGCAGCCCAGGACCUCCCUUUUGUCCUAAAGGCCGGCUACCUGGAAAAACGCAGAAAAGAUCACAGCUUCCUGGGGUUUGAAUGGCAGAAGCGCUGGUGUGCUCUCAGCAAGACGGUAUUCUACUACUACGGGAGUGAUAAAGACAAACAGCAGAAAGGUGAAUUUGCAAUAGAUGGCUAUGAUGUCAGAUUGAAUAACACCCUUAGAAAGGAUGGAAAGAAAGAUUGCUGUUUUGAAAUCUGUGCUCCUGAUAAACGUAUCUAUCAGUUUACAGCAGCCUCUCCCAAAGAUGCUGAGGAAUGGGUCCAGCAGCUGAAAUUUAUAUUACAAGACAUGGGAUCUGAUGUUAUUCCCGAGGAUGAUGACGAAAGAGGAGAAUUAUAUGAUGAUGUCGAUCAUCCUGUUCCAGUCAGCAGCCCACCGAGGAACCAACCAAUAGAUGAUGAAAUUUAUGAAGAACUUCCAGAGGAGGAAGAGGACACUGCUUCGGUGAAGACGGCCGAGCAAGGCAAGGGGAGUCAGGACAGUACUCAUCACCCCUCAGGAGAUAAAAGCACUGAUUAUGCUAAUUUUUACCAGGGCUUGUGGGAUUGUACUGGAGAUCUCUCUGACGAGUUGUCCUUUAAGCGUGGUGAUGUGAUUUACAUUCUCAGCAAGGAAUACAAUAGAUAUGGCUGGUGGGUAGGAGAAAUGAAGGGAGCCAUUGGCUUGGUGCCUAAAGCCUACGUAAUGGAGAUGUAUGAUAUUUGAGAGUCUGGCAGGAAAGAAAAAUCAACAUUUCUACUGAAGAAAAAAAAAAUGCAACUUUCCCUUUGGCGAAGUCUUCUGUCGGUCUGCAAGCGCUUUGGUUUUGGAGCCCCGAGAGCCUGAAGGGGGCUCAGAGCUGCCUCUCGUGGGCUGAGUAUUCCUGUCUCAGCUGUUAUUCUAUGUCGUCACUCACUAAAGCACUCCUGAUGCCAGUUUACUCGAGCAGAAAUCAGUUAAUGUCAGACACAAGCAGUAGAAAUAAGACCUGUUGCUGUCUUGCAAACAAUAAUUAGUUUUCAUUUACCCAUUUAGUGUGUGUGGAAAAAUCCACUGUGAUUAUGUGUGAGUCUUAGUCACUUAAGUUGCCGGUGGAGGCUGCUAUUUCUCUUAGUCACUGGGCAUAAGCUAAUUUUAGAGUGCUGCAUAUAAUUUCAUAGACUUUGUAAAUUUCGAGUCUAUUAAAGACCUUUUAAAAGCUGUGUGGCUAACUUAGCUUAGUAUUUUAUUCCUCACAGAGUAAUAGCGUGUCGUUAAGGAAGCUGUACAGAUUCACGAGCGUGCUUGCUGUUGAAUGACAAAGGGAAACAUGAGAGCACACUUGCUACAGUUUUAUACAGUGCAAACCGGAGCUCCGUUUGCGCAAACCUAUUGUGAUGAUGGUCUCGCCAGUGUUUCCUAAUACAGUUUUAUUUACAUUUAAAGAAGUCACAGGUUCAUAAAAAUCCACAGUUACCACUAAUGCAGUGGUGGAAGCAGCGUCUGGGUCUGAGGGCGCCCGGGCGCUCCCCCACCUUGCUGCCCAUCAUUGCUGUGCUCUCGCAGUCCUGAGCGAGUCUGCUGUGUGCUUCUCUGAACCAAAGAAAAGAAAGACUCAGAAUGGUAACAGUUGCCCCAGUGAGUGGAAGGGUAGGUUGACCUGGGCCCUCAUACUAUCUGUUGCUGUGUGGCUAAGGUUUGUAGAAUCCUAUCAGCUCCCUUUCGUAUAUAGUUAAAAUCAGGGUAUUUUUAAUCAUCUCUGGAGAGGCCAGGAUAGCCUUACUCUGUAGCAAAUGCACUAAUGACUAGAUGUUUUGGAGUAAAUGUAAUCUACUAUUGAAUUAUUCUUUACCAAGUCCUAACUUUUGCCUAAUUUUCUAGAUAGUAAUGUAAAUGGCUGAGACGAUUUUUAAAUCGACACUAUUUAUGUAAAACUAUAUUUAGAAGUUAUAGUAAAUAGUGUGUAUUUUACUGUUACCCUAUAAAUGUUGCAACCGCUCAUUUUCCAAAGUAAAAGAGAAAAAUCUUAACUUUAGGGGUUGUGAGUAAACUCAGGUUUAUCUGUGUAGACAUAGUCCAAAGUUUUCAGAAAUCACAUUUUUCCAAUUACCCUUCUCCUAUUAGAGUGUCAUCUAAAUAGGUGGAAAUCAUCUUGGAAAAAGUUAAGACAGGCAGAAAUGAGUUCAGUGGGCUGGCUUUCCAAGACCGUGUGGUUGAAAAGCAAAAGCCUAGCCUAUGCUUGCAUGUUUUGUGCCUUUAACUUAAGUGGCCAGCAGAUGGCAGCAGCUUGUCAUUUGCACAUGCACCACUAGGGAACCCCUCCCCCAUUCGGGCCGGCUGAGAAGAGGAUAGGAAAUUUCUGACUCCUUUUCCCUUUAAUCCAGGAGAGGGAGUCCUUUGCCAGCUGAUGGCCAACAUUUCCAGCAAGGAGGCUGGGCGCUGCUUCUGUCCAGCACCUCUGGCCUUUGUUCUUUUUUAAAACUUGAAUAUACAUGGAAGAUAAAAGAUUGGAACCAAAGGCCUUUAAAAUUGGGAGAGAUGAGAAAAAUUGCUGUUUCUUACGCUUUGUGGAUGCUUUCUGUUCUGUUGAUGAACUCGUUUUUGUGCUGUGAGGAAGUUUCUCUCUACCCUUGACAGUUCAUCACAUUCUCUUCAAGAUCAUAAUAACAUCAUUAAUGUGAAUUUAAACAACGCGGCUUGUUAGAAAAUAUGCUAAUUGUUAUGUUCUCAUUAUGUUUGCUUAGCUUUUAUUUGUUUUUCUAUGAACAGUUAGAGAGCUAAUUUUUGAAAGGUGAUUGUAAGUCAUAUUUUAUAUGGCAUUUUGCUUGAUCGUUUGCUCUGUACUGAAUCUGUACUCUGUUGCCAUUAGAUCUUACAAUAAUGUUCCACUCUGCAAAUUUUUAAGGUUCAAAUAAAGUUUAAUUGUUUGCAAA